AUGUUCUUAGGGCCAUCAAACAGUGAAGGUGCAGGCAAAGUCAGCCUCUUGAAGAAAGUACCAGCACUGAAGGAUGGAGACUUCACCCUUGCAGAAUGCACGGCCAUUCUGCUGUACCUGAGCCGCAAGUACAACACUCCUGACCACUGGUACCCCUCAGACAUCCAGAAACGGGCCCGGGUCGAUGAGUACCUCUCCUGGCACCACGCUAACAUCAGGGCUAAUGCUCCUAAGACCAUGUGGAUCAAGGUAUUGAUUCCCCUCUUCACAGGGCAGCCGCUGCCCUCGGAGAAGCUCCAGGAGGUUAUGGAGGGGCUGUCCACUUCCCUGAAGCAAUUUGAGGAGAGGUUUCUGCAGGACAAGGCUUUUAUCAUUGGGAGUGAGAUCUCCCUGGCAGAUCUUGUGGCCAUUGUGGAACUGAUGCAACCUGUUGGAGUUGGUUGUGACAUCUUUGAAGACAGACCCAGGCUGAGGGAGUGGCGCAGGCGGGUGGAGGAUGCUGUGGGGAAAGAGCUUUUUUUCCAAGCCCAUGAGAUGAUCCUGAAUAUCAAAGAACUGAGCAAUAUUCAAAUUGAUCCGCAGCUGAAAGAGCAACUGGCGCCUGUGUUGAUGAAGAUGUUGAAAUGAAUUAACCUAUCUUAGCA
Messenger RNA from Ficedula albicollis (Collared flycatcher), 644 nucleotides. RefSeq names its product glutathione S-transferase theta-1. Gene Ontology annotation, cellular component: cytoplasm. Gene Ontology annotation, biological process: glutathione metabolic process. Lineage: Eukaryota; Metazoa; Chordata; Aves; Passeriformes; Muscicapidae. Gene Ontology annotation, molecular function: glutathione transferase activity. The transcript is spliced from 4 exons. Bases 1 to 627 code for a protein of 208 amino acids. The record is from RefSeq and is a predicted model, not a curated record.